CCACUGGCUUCCUGCCAGGGCUUCCUCUGUCCUGCCCCACCCCAGCUUCAGAGGACCCUGGACUGGCUCCGGCCCUGGCACAUGCAGGAUGCUGCCCCUGCUGCUGCUGCCCCUGCUCUGGGCAGGGUCCCUGCAGGAAGAUGCAGGGUACAAGCUCCAGCUGCAGGAGUCGGUGGCAGUGCAGGCUGGGCUGUGUGCCCUGGUGCCCUGCUCCUUCUCCUACCCCUGGAGUGGGUGGAGUCCCCCCAUCAAGCUCUACAUCUACUGGAUCCGGGAAGGGGACAGGACAUACUAUGAUGGUCCUGUGGCCACAAACAACCCAGACGUGGACGUCAGAACAGAACACAGGAAUCGAUUCCAUCUCCCUGGGGACGUCAGGGACAACAACUGCUCUCUGCUCAUCAGAGACGCCAAGAAGAAGGACACAGGAAGCUACUUCCUGAUGGCAGAUAUAGGAUGGAAUACAAGAUAUACUUUCAGAGAUAAGAAGCUGACUCUGCAGGUGACAGCCCUCACAGAGAAGCCCGUCAUCCACUCUCUGGAGCCUCUGGAGUCCGGCCGCCCCACAAGCCUGAGCUGCCGCCUGCCAGGGUCCUGUGAAGGGGGAAGGCCUCUCCAGUUCUCCUGGACAGGGGCGGUCACUAGCUCCAUGGCCCCCGGGGCCCUGCAGUCCCCAGUGCUCAGCCUCACCCCACGGCCCCAGGACCACGACACCAACCUCACCUGUCAGGUGAAACUGCAGGGAUCUGCGGUGACCACGGAGAGCACCGUCCAGCUCAAUGUGUCCUAUGCCCCUCAGAACCUCAGCAUCCGCAUCCUCUUUGGAAACGGCACAGCUUUCCUGGAAGGCCAGGCUGUGGUGCUGUGCUGUGCUGCAGACAGCAACCCUGCGGCCCAGCUGAGCUGGUUCCAGAGGUCCUCCACCCAGAACGUCUCCCAGGUCUCUGACACUGGGCUCCUGGACCUGCCCCGAGUAGGGGCUGCGGAAGGAGAGGCCUUUACCUGCCGAGCUCAGAACGCACUGGGCUCCCACAGUGUCUCUGUGAGGCUCUCCUACCCCCCAAGGCUGCUGGGACCCUCCUGCUCCUGGGAGGCCCAGGCUCUGCUCUGCAGCUGCUCCUCCCGCGCCUGGCCGGCCCCCGCCCUGCACUGGCGGCUGGGGGAGGGGCUGCUGGAGGGGAACAGCAGCAAUGCCUCCCUCGGGGUCACCUCCAGCUCCGCGGGGCCCUGGGCCAACAGCUCCCUGAGCCUCCACGGGGCGCUCAGCUCCGACCUCAGGCUGAGCUGUGAGGCCCAGAACGCCCACGGCACCCAGAGCGCCACCGUCCUGCUGCUGCCAGGAAGGUCCAGGCCAGGGGUGUUGCUCGCAGCCCUUGGAGGUGCUGGUGCAGGGGCCCUGCUCUCUCUCUGUCUCUGCCUCGUCUUCUUUUGCAUAGUGAAGUCCUGCAGAAAGCACAGGCCUGGGAAACCAGAGGUCAUGGAUGACAGGGACCCUGUCAUGGACACCGUCCCCUGGGGUCCCAGGCAGAAGUCCUGUCCCGACAGCUCUGGGGACCAAGCCUGCCCGGCUGGGGGCGCUGUCCCCCCAGGGAAGCAGGAGAUGCACUACGCCACGCUCAGCUUCCGCGGGACCCCGUCGGCAAUGCCUCGGGGGCGCGAGGCCACCAGCAGCACAGACUACUCAGAGAUCAGGACGAGCAAGUGAGGACACCCCAGAGCCCGGCCUGGCGGGAGGAGAGGAGAAGUCAGGACUGACUGCGGACGCAGGAAGCCUCGCCACCCAAAACUGAAAGCGCGGCCCGGGUCGAGCAGAGAGGGCCACUGCGGGAUGGAGAGACUUGGGCUCAAACCGGCCCCAGCGCCUUCUGGGGCAUUAUUAUCAAGAGAGCCACCUCACCUCUGUCCUCAUUUCCCAUCCUGUAAGUCAGAGAAACCGAGACACGGAAGCCACAGCAGAGGUGCGCUGCAGGGCAGCUGCUUCCUCCUUCUCCUGGCAAGUUCCCCUGAGGCUGGGGGACCCGGGCAGGAACUGGCCAGCAACUUGUGGAAGUCCCUCCAGGAGAGGCCAGCUCCCCUGCCCAGCAUCGGGUUCAUGCUGUGACCACCACUGUGCUCUCCAGGUCAUCUCUUCACCCCACCAUGUCCACCAAGGGCUCCAGCAUCUCUCUUCCUCCCCAGUCCCUUCCUCGGUCCCUUGGGGGGGGGGGUCCAGAGGGCCUGUGCACAGCCUAAGAGCUGAGAAUGACUUUCUUCCUGGCCUCAGACAACCUGUCACAGGCCUCUCCUUCCUCUGGUGCUCCGGGCUCUUGAUGGUCUCCCUGCAGCCCUCACCAUUCCCUGGACCCUCCACGCUGGUUCACACCACCCCAGCUUUGCAGCUGCGACCCUCCUCCUGGAGGCCAUGCCCCUGGCUUCCGUCUGGCUUAUGCCUUCCCGCUGUCCAUCCUGCUCUCCAGACGCUGGUCCUUGGUGGAUGGUGGAGAGGGUGGACCGAAGACAGACCACAUACAUGCCCUUCUCGAAACCCAAACUCGUUGGGUUUUUUAAGUGCUAAGACAAAAGCAGUGACGGGUUUUCAAGCAGCACCCAAACGUAAAUAAACAGCAAUGUUGUCUCCUAAACGUUCAAGUGGCCAUGAGGAAAGGAGUGGGCAAGUCCAGUGUGGCACAGAGUAUUGGAUAAAUGCUUCAGUUAGAGACAGAGUCAGCUUGGGUUAAUAUCCCAGCCACCGGAGCUCCUUGGGUCAUGAUGGCGGUGCACAUCAGACCCUUAACCCUGGGACAGCACAGCUCAGGGGCUCAGCACACUACCAUGGAUCCCUCAUUUACCCUGAUAACGGUGGGACUCGCUGGGAGCUGAACCCAGGGCCUUGUGCAGGCUGAGCAAACACUAUUCUACUGAGCAGUAUCCCCAGCCCUGCUUUGUACCACUGUCAAGUUGAAACAUCAUAAGUCAAGUCGUGCAAAGUCAGGGUCAGUCUGUUCAAGGUCUUCACCAUACACACACCUAACGUAAAACACCAGAGAAUGUCAAGGAGCAGAAGGAGACAAAUUGUGCAUUAUGCCAACUCUGAGAAAAAGAAAACUUGUGUAGUCCUUUUUGGUGAUACCAAAUACACAGGGCCACACUGUUAUGUUCUUACAGGAUUCUAAAGCACCCACUCUUAUUUCAGAAUACGUACACAAGGAUGGUGCUUAUAGUCAAAGGCAGAAAAUGAGACGCUCUCAAGUGUCAGUAUAGAGGUCACUCAUGAAGAGGACCUUCUUGUCCUGCUUCUGGGACUGAGAGAUGACCGCACAAUGUGAAUCUUUGUAACAAAAACGUGAAAAUAUAGCAAGAUAGGACAA
Marmota monax (woodchuck) is the source of this 3347-nucleotide messenger RNA. Its product is annotated as sialic acid-binding Ig-like lectin 5. Bases 89 to 1705 code for a protein of 538 amino acids. NCBI's taxonomy places the organism in Eukaryota, Metazoa, Chordata, Mammalia, Rodentia, Sciuridae. Gene Ontology annotation, cellular component: plasma membrane. The record is from RefSeq and is a predicted model, not a curated record. Gene Ontology annotation, biological process: cell adhesion. Gene Ontology annotation, molecular function: sialic acid binding. The transcript is spliced from 9 exons.